AUGACGGAUACAGAAGAUGAUUCCAGCGGUGGGUCUGUUAGUAAAUACAAGCAAUUAAAAGCUAUGAAUAAAGUUCUUGGGAGCCGGUCGGACUAUCUAGGAGGAGUGGGUUAUCAAUUGAAAGGCAGCUCAGAAACAAGUUCUAGUACUCAAAGUCGAGCUCAAUCACAAGUACCGACUUCAUCCAUUACUUUGGAAGAUAUGGGAGUCUUCACCGAGUUUAUGUUAAAAAUGCGUGAUAAGAUUGAUCAGUCUGGCACCUCCAGUGAUGCGUCUCUGCAUGACCCGCGGUUUGAUAAAUUUUACAAAAAUUUUUACCAUCACAACCGCAAGGUAGCGCGUCGAGUUCAGCCCCCCCUCCAACGUCAAUGCCACAACAACAACAACAACAACAACAACAACAACAACGAUCGCCUUAGCUGCCUCAGUUUUUCCAAUAACAACAACAAAAAUUCUCCCAACAUAUCUGCUGGCUCUUCACAAUCGCCUCAGUUACAUUACAUGUUUGGGCUUCCCUCACAGUCUCCUCCUAUAUUUUUUUUGGAUGCCGCUGGAGGAUCUUAG
Cannabis sativa is the source of this 564-nucleotide messenger RNA. RefSeq lists its product as uncharacterized. The transcript has a single exon. The record is from RefSeq and is a predicted model, not a curated record. Bases 1 to 564 code for a protein of 187 amino acids. NCBI's taxonomy places the organism in Eukaryota, Viridiplantae, Streptophyta, Magnoliopsida, Rosales, Cannabaceae.